AUGCUGGCGGAGCGAGAGUUGCAAGCGGAAGAAACGCAGACGUCGCAGAAUGUAACUUACAAGCUUUUGGAUGAGAACACGACACUAGCCGACCGGCAGCAAGGAUUCUCUCCGUCGGAGCUACCCCGGAGUCUGCAGGAUGCCCUUCGAGUCGCGCAUGAUCUCAGCAUUCGAUACAUCUGGAUCGACGCACUUUGCAUCAUCCAGGGCUCAGAAGAAGAUUGGCUGCAUGAGUCGGCCAGAAUGGCCAGCAUCUACAAGAACGCCUUCAUCACAAUAGUCGCAGCAAAUGCCCCGGACACCAGCCAUGGCUUCUUCUCCAUGGCCGAGCAUCCAUGUCAGCUUCCAGUCGAACCCUCACACGAGGAGCAUCAAACGAGAUUCGUCACCGUAGAUACUGCAGUUCCCUUCAAAGAUGAGCCAACUAAUCGCCGGGCCUGGACUCUCCAAGAAUGGGAAUUGGCUCGCCGCCGGCUGGUCUUUACUUCCUCUGGUAUACAUUACAUUUGUCCACAACAUAUGCUCGAUAAGGGGAAGAAUAAGCCUUUCGGCGCCAUGUAUGCCCCUCACCUCGAAGUAAACUCGAAUUGGGGCGGCCUUGUGCAGAAUUAUACGUCUCGAAGCCUCACCAAUCCGCAAGACAAACUGUCCGCCAUAGAAGGAAUGGCUCAGACUUUUGUCCUACUCACAAAGGGUGAGAACGGUCGCUGCUUGGCGGGUCUAUGGGAGAAGCAGCUAGAGAAGAGUCUGCUCUGGCGGCAAGGGGGAAUCGCAAAUGCUUUCUUCCCCGAGUCUCACAACACUCGGCCAGAUGAUUGGAUAGCGCCAUCGUGGUCAUGGGCAUCCAUCAAAGGAUCCGUCGAUUUCACUCUUGGGACGUCUGGGACAAGCCUUGUGGAGAUCAUCGGUGCCGAAACCACGUUGGCGUCACCUGAUAAUCCUUACGGGAGAAUUGUUUCGGGGUCUUUGACAAUCUCAGGUCCAUGUAUGGCUAUUGAAGUUGUGGACGGCGCAAAAUUCAGCCGGAGAAGAGAAUCUGACGGGUCUAGAUGGUUCAAGCUCAGGGGCAAAAAGGUCGGAUACCUGUAUCUUGAUGCCGACGCCAACAUCCAGGAGCAGCAUGAGGCGUUGGAGAACCAAGGAGAGUUAGUCGCCAUGGUUCGAAAGGGCAGAGAAACGAGAGUUGAUAAUUGCCGAAAAUUAACCGAGGCGAACACCGGGCCGGGCCGAUCAUUCACAUCUCAACUCUCACAACUCAACGUCGUAUCUGAAGAAGUUGCAAUCGUGACUAUCCUAUCUUUUAAUUCUCUACACUUUGACUUUCAAGCACAUCACUUCGAAGCGCUGUAUAACGUCACUUCGCCGCAGCGGCAGUCUGCGUUCACAAUGGUCGCCCCAGCAGACGGCAAGACAUCGCCGCUGCUCUCACUCGCCGCGGGAGGCAUCGCCGGCGGUGUGGAAGCCGCAUGCACGUACCCCUUCGAAUUCGCCAAGACGAGAGUCCAACUCUACGGACACCAGAAAGGCACGCGGAAUCCCUUUGCGAUUGUUCUGCGCGUUGCGCGCGAUGAAGGGUUGCCGGCGCUGUACAAGGGAUGCAGCACCAUGAUCGUGGGGUCCGUCGGGAAAGACGCGGUGCGGUUCCUCGCGUUCGACAGCAUUCGCUCCGUGUUUGAGGACAAGAAGACGCAUACACUCGGUCCCAUGCAGAGUAUUGCGUCGGGCAUGGUGGCUGGGAUCGUCAGCAGCACAGUCAUUGUCACGCCGAGCGAGCGCAUCAAGACGGCCCUCAUUGACGAUGCCAAGACGACGCGGCGGUUCAAGGGCGCGGUAGAUUGCAUUGCGACAUUGACGCGAGAGCAGGGAGUCUUGAAGGCUCUUUGGCGCGGCUACAUCACAACGACGCUGAAACAGAUCGGCACCACGGGAUUUCGCCUGGGAAGCUACAGUAUUAUCAAGGACUUUGAGCGUAGCAAGGGGAUUAGUCCCGAGGGGCCGGUCAUGAGCUUCGCCAAUGGCGCGCUUGCUGGAACCGUCACCACUGUGGCGACGCAACCGUUUGAUACCGUCAAAACCAAGGCUCAACAGGCCAAGGCCGUGGGCACAAUGGAGUCCUUCCGAGCCAUCAUGGCCGAGGAUGGAGUCAAGGGCCUUUGGAGAGGAACGGUAAUGAGGCUGGGACGAACUGUCUUGGCCGGUGGCAUCCUUUUCACGGCUAAUGAGCAAGCAUUGAAGGGACUGAAGUUACUGUUGAGCAAAUGA
Molecule: messenger RNA, 2262 nt
Organism: Colletotrichum orchidophilum
Lineage: Eukaryota; Fungi; Ascomycota; Sordariomycetes; Glomerellales; Glomerellaceae
Exons: 4
Coding region: 1-2262 (753 amino acids)
Biological process (GO): transmembrane transport
Source: RefSeq, a predicted model, not a curated record